Caenorhabditis remanei is the source of this 726-nucleotide messenger RNA. RefSeq lists its product as uncharacterized. Gene Ontology annotation, biological process: nucleotide-excision repair, DNA damage recognition; base-excision repair; nucleotide-excision repair involved in interstrand cross-link repair. The coding region runs from base 1 to 726 and encodes 241 amino acids. The record is from RefSeq and is a predicted model, not a curated record. Lineage: Eukaryota; Metazoa; Nematoda; Chromadorea; Rhabditida; Rhabditidae. Gene Ontology annotation, molecular function: damaged DNA binding. Gene Ontology annotation, cellular component: nucleotide-excision repair factor 1 complex. The transcript is spliced from 4 exons.
AUGCCGAAACGAGGCUACAAUCCAUCGGCCAGUGAGGAGGACAAAAUUCCCAUUGUUGAGAAGCUUUACAGAGAGAAUCAAGAGUCCGAUUUCGUUGGUGGCGGUUUUUGUGACGAUGACGAUGAAGUGCAGGAGAGAAGAGAGCAGAUCUCAGAGAUGAGACAGAAACGCGCCGACGCAAUCCACAGCUCCAUGAAGGCGCCCGAUAAUUGUGAGAAAUGUGAUAAGUUAUUGAUGGACAGUUGGCUAUGGGAACGAUAUAAUUGUGCAGUUUGUGAUGCGUGUCGAGAUGAUAAAGGAGAACAUAAACUACUGGCAAGAACUGAAGUCAAAACGACAUAUUUGCUGAAAGACUGCGAUUUAGACCUCCGAAAACCGCCGCUCCGUUAUUGGGCGAAGAAGAAUCCACAUAAUCCCAGAUACGGAGAUAUGAAGUUGUAUUUGAAGUGUCAGAUCGAAAAACGAGUGAUCGAAGUGCACGGUAGUUUCGAAGAUCUUGAGAUGAAGAAGGAGCUCCGCGAGCAAACGAAAGAAGUUCGUUCGGAGAAAAGAUUCGAUAAAAAACUCAAAGAUCUCCGUCAACAAAUUCGAGGAAACGCCGGAAUGCGAGUGGAUUUCGGUAGAGCGCACAUUCAUGAAUUCGGAAAAGAGACGUGUGUGAAGGAGGACACGUGGAAGAGGACAUGUACGACUUGUGACUAUGAGGAGGUCUUCGAGAAACUAUAA